Miniopterus natalensis is the source of this 1736-nucleotide messenger RNA. Lineage: Eukaryota; Metazoa; Chordata; Mammalia; Chiroptera; Miniopteridae. The record is from RefSeq and is a predicted model, not a curated record.
AUGGUUCUGGCUUGUUCAGUUUCUCAGAUGAUAGCUGGGGUUGGAACAGAGGAAGUGCUGAAGCAGAAAUUUCUGUUUGCUUUUCCCAUGGACUGUGAAGACAUUCACGUGAAUCAUCCAUUUAAUAGUUUAACGUUGCCACCGUCUCCACCGAGGGUGGGAAUGCACCCCGGUUACUGCGAACUCUGCCACACUGUCAACAGGGCUGCUCGCGCUCAGGAAGCUGCCCCACGCCGCGCGGGACCUCUGUCCAGGGGUCCCAGGUCCAAAGAUAAGUGUUCUGGAAAUUACGACAGCUCUGCUCCACAGAGUGCUCUGGGACGCAAACUGCUUUCAGCUCCGAGCUCCCCUCACCCCCGGGGCUGCACUGACCUUCACGGACAAGGCGGCAUCCAAGCUCCGGGGGGCAGAACGCAGGCGAUGGUGAAGGGGAAGAGGAUUCUCUCAGUACGAUUUAUUGAGAACUCACCUUCAUAUUUGACAACAAGGAGGUCAUUUGAUGACCUUGAGAAGGUUUACACCUCGAACGAUACCCACGAUCACGACGUGUGCCCCAGGCUCGCCCCCUCCCCUCCCUCAGUGGAACGGGCCCACGCCCAGGUGGUGAAGCGCUUUCAGGGCCCUGACCAGCCAGUUCAGACGGGAAAGGACCCAGGUCCCCGUUAUUCUCAUUUUUCUUUGCACGCAGAUUGUGUUCCAAAAGAGAAUGAAGCUGGUCACUAUAUUUCCCCCUUUCAUGAUAUUCCUCUGAAGGUGGACUCCAAAAAGGAAAAUGGCAUUCCUACAAAGAGAGCACGAAAUGAUGAAUCUGAGAAUUUCUUUAAUAUGGUUGUCGAAGUACCUCGGUGGACAAAUGCUAAAAUGGAGAUCGCCACAACGGAGCCAUUGAAUCCCAUUAAACAAGACAUAAAGGAUGGCAAGCCACGCUACGUGGCAAAUAUCUUUCCUCACAAGGGUUAUAUAUGGAAUUAUGGUGCCCUCCCUCAGACUUGGGAAGAUCCCCAUCGGAAAGAUAAUAGCACAAACUGCUGUGGAGAUGAUGAUCCUAUUGAUGUUUGUGAAAUAGGCUCAAAGGUUAUUUCUCGUGGAGAGGUUAUUUGUGUAAAGAUCCUUGGAAUUUUGGCUCUUAUCGAUCAAGGGGAAACAGAUUGGAAAUUAAUUGCUAUCAAUGUGAAUGAUCCUGAAGCCUCAAAGUUUCAUGAUAUUGAUGAUGUUAAGAAGUACAAACCAGGUUAUUUGGAAGCUACGCUUAACUGGUUUAGAUUUUAUAAGGUGCCAGAGGGAAAACCAGAAAACCAGUUUGCUUUUAAUGGAGAAUUCAGAAACAAGGCUUUUGCUCUUGAAGUUAUCAAAGCUACUCAUGAAUGUUGGGAAGCGCUGCUUAUGAAGAAGUGUGACGGAGGGGCUAUAAAUUGCACAAACGUGCAGAUCUGCAAUAGUCCUUUCCGUUGUACUCAAGAGGAGGCAAAGUCGUUAGUUGCACUGAUUCCAUCAUCAGUAAGUAAAGAAAACCAUGAAGAAGAUGCAGAGCAAGUGUGGCACUUCCUUGGCAAGUGAUGGGGACAUGUGAAGUUCAGCCUUCAAGAUUCCGUCUCUGAGGGCUUCCAGAUUCUGUCUCCUGAGUGCCAGAGCAAGGCAGAUCCAUGAGAAUUCGCUGACUUUCUGUUGAAACUUCAUUUUUUUUCUUGAAACUUUCUGAGAUAUACACUAUGUAAAUAAACACUGGUUUUGAAUUA